Podarcis lilfordi (Lilford's wall lizard) is the source of this 20767-nucleotide messenger RNA. The record is from the annotation of a GenBank genome assembly. NCBI's taxonomy places the organism in Eukaryota, Metazoa, Chordata, Lepidosauria, Squamata, Lacertidae.
UUUGAGAACCGGACGCGCUAAAAUGGCGGAUCCCGCGAAGGAGGGCUGCGAAGGAAUGGCGGAUUUCAAGAAGCCGACUCUGCCGCCUCCGUUGCCGCCUCCGCUGCCGGCGCCGCCUCCAACUGGGGCAGAAGACCCCAAGAAGACAGAGGUUGCCAAGCCCCCGCGAGGCCCCGCUCCUCGCCCUUGCCCCCCUCCCGACCUCCCGCGGUACCAGGAGCCUCCGUGGGGAGGAUGCCCUGCCAAGGAAGAGGAGGCCUCGUCCGGCUACAGCCUGGAGGUGGUGAAAGGCGGCUCCGUGCUGGAAAGCGUCCGCUUGGCAGGCCGCAGCUGGCUGAUGGUGGGCCGCGCGCCGGGCUGCGACCUCUCCCUGGCUCACCCGUGUGUGUCCCGCCACCACGCCGUGCUCCAGCGCCGCCCGCCGCCCGCCGGGGAGGAGGAGGAGGAGGAGCGAGGCCAGGUCGGGGAGGAAGGGGAAGAGCAGGGCCCCGAGCCCGGGCUCUACGUCUACGACCUGGACAGCGCGCACGGCACCUUCCUCAACAAAGCUCGGAUCCCGCCACGCACCUACUGCCGGGUUCGGGUGGGCCACGUCCUGCGCUUCGGGGGCAGCAGCCGCCUCUUCGUCCUGCAGGUAAGGAGAGGGUAAUCGUGAUGAUUUAUAAUAAUAAUUUAUUAUUUAUACUCCGCCUGGUUUCCCCAGCCACUCUGGGCGGCUUCCAUCAAAAUAUUAAAAAUAACAAUCAAACAUGAAAAACUUCCCUAAACAGCGCUGCCUUCAGAUGUCUUCUAAAAGUCCGAUAAUUAUUUCCUUGGCAUCUGAUGGGAGGGCAUUCCACAAAGUGGGCGCCACUACCGAGAAGGCCCUCUACGCCCACCUGUACCUUUGGGUGCAGGUUGUGGUCUUAGUUUCUGUACUGGCCAAGGGGGUGUCAGUGGUGCAGUCCUACACACUUUUACCCAGAAGUCCCGACUGCAUUCAGGAAGACUUAGAAUUGUAGAGCUGGAAGAGCCCACAAGGCUCAUCUAGUCCAACCCCAUCUUUUGCCCAACAUGGGGCACUUACCCACAACCCUGAGAUUAAGAGUCCCACGCUCUACCAACUGAGUCUGCCACUGCUUGGACAGCCUUUCAUAAAGGAACGUGAGGGUAGCAUGCCAGAUUUAAGAUGCUGUGAGCACCUUCAAGCAGGGCAUCCAACACCUAAUUCCUGCCUGUCGUCCUCCUUCUCAAGGGGAAGAAUGACUGGUGGAGCACCUUCAGACAUGGACAAAUAACACACACACUGCCUCAGCUUGCUAUGGCAAGCAGAAUUAUUGAAGGCUGGAUAUAACAAGAGAGUUCUCUGAUCAACUAACACAGAAAAUAGGAGUGUCUCUAUAGAUCAAAUGUAUUUGCUGUUUUGGUUUGUAUUUGGAAUUGGAGUUGUUUUUAAGAUGUAUUCCUUGUUUUAUCACUUGCUGUUUGCCACCCUGGGCUCAUUUUGGACAAAAGGCAGGAUAUAAAUUUAAUAAUUGAACAAGUGGCUGCAUAUUCAAAGAGCAAUGCUGUUCACUGUCUAUUAUCCUGUAACAGGUAAUGAUGCUGAACUGCACUUGCAGAUGUCCCAAUUCAAAGUGAUGCUUUUGACCUAUAAAACCUUAAAUGGCUCAGGACCACAAUACCUCAAGGACCAUCUCCCCCCAUAUGAACCGACCCAGACCUGUGAUAAUCAUUGGAGGCCCUUCUUUAUGUGCCUCCUCCAUGAGAGGUCUAGAGGGUGGCAACAUGAGAAUGGGCCUUUUGCCUGUGGCUCGCCUUAUGUGAAAUGCUCUCCCCAUGGAGACUUGCAUUUUCUAGCUGUUUCACCUUAUGGUGUAGAAAUGUUCUUGGUUUUUCAUUUUAGUGAAGGGAGAGGCUCUGUGUUUCACAGCAUCCAAUUUAAAGAUGAAUUAAGAAUCUACCUAGCAGUUCAUUUAUACAUAUUUAUACAUAUCACUGAAGAAUUGAUGCUUUUGAAUUAUGGUGCUGGAGGAGACUCUUGAGAGUCCCAUGGACUGCAAGAAGAUUUCCUUUCUUAAGGAAAUCAGCCCUGAGUGCUCACUGGAAGGACAGAUCCUGAAUCUGAGGCUCCAAUACUUUGGCCACCUCAUGAGAAGAGAAGACUCCCUGGAAAAAACCCUGGUGUUGGGAAAGAUUGAGGGCACAAGGAGAAGGGGAUGACGGAGGACGAGAUGGUUGGGCACUGUUCUCGAAGCUACUGCGGGAGGCAGUGGAAGACAGGAGUGCCUGGCGUGCUCUGGUCCAUGGGGUCACGAAGAGUCGGACACGACUAAACGACUAAACAACACCACCAUUCUAUAAUAGUUAAGAAACUUGAACUUUAAUCCUAACUACAUUUGUUAGAGAGUAAAUCCCACUGAACUCAAUGGAACUUAUUUCUGGUAAAUAAACUAAGGUUAUAGUUAUCAUAACUUUUUAACUGGCAUUCAGUUUUGUAUGUUGUAACUUAAUCCGCAGGGCCCAGAGGAGGAUCAAGAACCGGAAUCAGAGCUGACUGUAACCCAGUUGAAAGAACUCCGUAAGCAGCAGCAGGCUAAGUUAGAGAAGACCAUGCUGGGCGAUGAUUCUGAUGAAGAUCAAAAGGAAAAGGAUGAACACAGAAAUGAAAAUAGUCGGAGUACUGAUUUCACUUGUUCCUGGGGACUGGGUAAGUUACAGUAUAUUACUGGUAGACUCUUAACACUUACCUAUGCUUCAUCUUCAACCAUUGAAACUUGUGUGGUGUUAGUUCAUGGAGCUUGUUUCUGUCUUCUGUUUUCAUUGCAAUAAAAUUAUAUGUGAAUUCCAUGUUUACUGAGGACUGGGAUUAUUUCCUACCAAAAAGGCUGUUCAAAGGCUUUGUACAUGUGGCUUUCUUCCACCUGUAGGUAUCUGGGCAAGGUUUAUCUUGCCACACUCCUAGAUCAUAAAAUGAGGCUGUAUUUUAUUCUCUUCUAUAUCUACUCUUAUUUAUAAUUUUAUUUGCAUUUGUUUUUCAGGGGAAGAUGCAGAGGAAGAGGAGGGUGAAGAAAACCCUAUCGCCAUCGAGUUUCAGGAGGAUCAAGAAGCCUUUUAUUUGAAAGAUCCCAAGAAGGCAUUGCAAGGUUUUUUUGACAGAGAAGGUAUGUGUGUUACCUGUCAUGCUUGUCUACCAUGGUAGUGCUGCUUAGCAGAGCCACUCAAGAAGUUAGUGUAUAUACAUAUAAUGCACUGCUUUUAGCAUAAAAGCCUUCAAAUCAGCUAUCAACAAAACCAUUAAAGCCACAACAUAUAGAGGAGUGGAAGAGUGGCAAACAUACUGUACUUCAGAUAAAGAAAUGAGGGAGUAAGUAAUUUCUGGGUGAUCCGAAAGGGCAAGCAGGUGGUCCUUUAAAUGCCCUCGCCCCAGACCAGCAGUUUGAAUUGGUCCCAGAAACAAAUGGGGAGCCGAUGUAGAUAGGCCAGCUGUGGUGUAAAAUAUUUCAAAUGAGAGGCCCCAGUCAGCAGCCUGGCUACAACCUUCUGCAGCAGCUGCAGUUUCCAGGCACUCUUCAAAGGCAGGCUACUCUGAACAUGUUGCAGUAGUCUGAUUAGAAUACAACUAAGUCAUUUGAUGGUGACAAGAUGCGUAUUUUCAAGUAAAGGUCACAGCUGGUUCACAGGUCAAAAGCUGUGCAAAGGUGGCCCUGUCCACCACUGCCACCUCACCAACCAAGAAAAAGACUGGGACCCAGACUGCUAAUCUGAUUCUUCAGAGGGAGAACUACAUUCCCCCAAACAGCAUUCCUACUGUCUAAAAGUACUUUUGUCUCAGUUUGUUUGCCCAGUCAGUUACAUAGCCUAGACUCUGGUUCAGGUGUUCCAUUUCCUCUCUGGAAUCAGAUGGAGUUAUAAGCCCCAUUAUAUGUUCCUCACCCGAGGGAAAGGUGUGUACAAAGCAGCUGUGGGCCCAUCCCUCUGGACCUGCCUUUGCCAACACAAAGUUCCUGCCAUCUGCACAUUAGCAUGGACAUUUGAGAUAGAGAAGCCUUUUGCCAAAUCCCUCUGUGCAUCCAAGAACCAUGCACAACUCAGGGUUCAGGGUAGGCUAUGCAUAUAGAGGUCUACAACCAAAAGGGUGCCCCUCUCAAAUGUCCAUGCUUGGAUGGCAGGAGUUAGGCCACAGGCAAAGCAGUACAGACCUUUAGGCAAAAAAUUCAGGAGUAGAGGGGGGGAGGGCUGGCACACUCACUCCUGCACCCUCUACACAGUCCCCCCCCCCAUGUUCAGCUGAACAUCUGAAUAGAGCUUUACUGUGCUUCUUGAUCUUUUAACCUCUUCUGUGUUGCUUACAGUCAUCCUGCUUUCUUCAGGAGAAAUAAGAAAGAAGCAGAUUGGACAGAUCUGUAUAGCUAUAUCCUGGUUUAACUUGGAAGUAUUAGUCCCUCCAUGGCAAUUCUGCCCUUGGGUUUUUUCCACACACACCUUUGUAACCUAGAGUGGUACAGUACUAGAAACAAAUUAAAGUUAUCAACCUUUUGUGUUUAAGAACUUCAGAGUGCAGAAGAGGAUGGCUGCAGUCCCAAACAAACUUAUUAGGAAUAAGCCCCAUGGAACACAGUGGAACUUAUUUCUGAGUAAAAAUGCAUAGGAUUGUGCUGGCUAUUUGGUUUUAGACUGAGCAUGGGAUAUUAUACUUUAAUGAAAUUCUACUUAUUCUAUGAGCUACUGCAGCUCAUAAAAAAUUGUGAGUGCCAAUUCAUCUUCGACAUUGGUGGGGAGACCACUAAUUUCCAACGUUUAAAUUACUUUGUCAGCUUAAGCUCCUUUAUGGAAACGAAGCUUAACUGCAGCAUUAUCUUUGAUCUGUACAAAGAAAUGUCUGAGAAGUUUGUUAAAGCUUUGAUCUAGCAGUGAUAUAUUCACCGGUCUAGAUUUCUCUAAAUGUGUCUGACUAUAGAUGUGUCUGAACCACUUACAGAUGCAGGAAUAUCUGUGGAGUUAGAGUGAUGGAUCAUUUUAAGACCUUAUUGCUAAUUGAUAAAUGAAUCAAUAUUAAAUAUAGCAUUGCCUUAGGAAGGAUUUUUACAGAUACUGUGCAGUUAAAUUUUAAUCCAUGUAAUUAAACUGCUCCAAUUGCUGAAAUAACAAUGAUUCCAAAUACUUAGCCAGUUAAUAGUUUAAUACUGUUACCAUUCAUAAAAAAUUAAAAUAAUUUACAAAGGAGUAAAGAGCAAGAAUUUAGGUUAAAUGUAAUUCAGGCUAUCUAUUUCACUACAAAACAAAGCUGCUGAUAAUGUAUGCAAGUAAAUCAGCUCCUCUCCCUCUCUUUUCUUCCUAGGUGAAGAGUUAGAGUAUGAAUUUGAUGCACAAGGAACUGGCACAUGGCUCUGUAGGGUGAAGUAUGUAUGUAUUCUAUGUAAUAAUUUUGUAUAGUUAUGUCUUUCUGUAGUCAGAGAGACAGAGAAAGCUGUUAUGUCUUGUACAUCUAGAAUUGGUUUAGAGCAGUUAAAUGGAAAUGUAAGAAUAUUAAUUCCAAUCUCAUUUAUUGUCUACACCAGAGCUUUCCAAACUGUGUGCCGCCACAUGUUAGUGUGUUGGCUGCAAUGUGUAGGUAUAUUGCACAAAUACACCCCAAGCUCCUUUUGGGCCUGGAAAGGGGUUAGUUUAACCUUUGGUUUGCUAGUAAAACUGACUUACUGUGUCACAAAAUGAUGCAUGUCUAAAAAGUGCAUCACCAACAUGAAAAGUAUGGAAAGCUCUGGUCUACACUGUAUUCUUGUCAAAUGAUGAGUGGUGUCCAACAUCAGUCAUACCUAGAGUAGACCUAUUGAAAUGAAUGGAUUUAAGUGACUUAACUCAAUGGAUCUACUCUAUGACUAAUGUUGGAGGUUUGCCAAAUGCCUGUUGAUUGCAAUAGCUCUUAGGUUGUCUCUGUGCUGAGUGUGCUAGAAUGGGGGAAAUAACUCUGAAAGAAGUGAGUGCUUUGUCUUUCAAAUAAGCAUAGAAGGGAUUUGUCAUCCUAUUUUUACUAAAAUAUUUGAUUGUGGUGAUAGAGUUCAGGUGUCAACCCCACAAAUACUCAAAUGCCUUUUUUUCAAAGGUUCACUUGGUUGUAUUGGGAAACAAGGAUGGCAAUAGUCACACAAGGGUUGGCUGAAGAGGUCCGUGCCCUCAACUGGAGUACCAUUUCCAGUUCUGUGCACCAUACUUAGAAAGGAUGCAGGCAAAUUGCAAAGGGCAGCAAAGGCGGUCAGUGGUGUAGAAAACAGAUCCAAUGAGAAAGGUGGAUGGGGAAACCCAGCUACAACUAACUGUUUUAUAUAUGCUGUAAGCUGCCCAGCAUGGCUGGGACAGGGUAUAAAUAAUAAAAUUAUUAUUGUUACUGUUAUUAAGGAAAAGAGAUGAGGCAAUGAGAUUUCAGUUGAAAUUAAUAGAAAUUGUUACCUAUUUUCCCGCGAGUGCUCAGUUGAUUAUAUAGUCUGUAGUGUUUCCAAAGGGUUGCUCGAGCAUAAGCAAGCAAAUAUUUCCCUGCUUGGCUGCGAAGCCUUGCUUUUGCUGCCAAAAUAAACCUGAUCUGUCCGGAGCCCCACUCUCCCAUGGCUGGCUCAAUCGCUGGCAGAAUCCGUCAGUGGGCGGUUCUUAAACUUUCCCCAGCAAAGCAGCUUCUUGACGCCCAGUCUGCGCCUCCCCUCUCUGCGCGGAUGCUUUCUGCGCAGGGAGGGCGUGGGUGGCGGAGGACCCCUCUCCUCCCCGCUUUUCCCAGGCACGGAGUCCUGGGACCGCCUCGCCACUUCCGACUCCUGCGGCUCCUCUCCACUGGAGGUGUGUUUACUCUCCUCCGUUGAAGAGGAACUGCUCCCCACGAUCCCUGGAGGUUCUCUAUAAUCCAUUCGGCUUUUCCUCUCUCCCUCCUGAACCGAUGGCAGUUCCCUGACAUAGUCUAUAUCCUAUUUUACUAUGGGAAGGUCUCCACCGGAACCUGUGUGCUUGGCCUUCUCAAGCUGAAAGUUUAAGGCCUAAAGCACUGAAACAGAAUACAUCCAACUUUUGAAAAUUCUCCAUCCAGACCAAGACAAAAUAAGUGGUCGUGGGUGGAAGGCCGCCUCCAACUUCGAUUCUAAACCUUGUAUAAUUAGUGUUGAGAUGUUUUAUAACCAAAGAGGCCAAGGUUAUUUGAAAGAACAGUUUUGAGCAGUACACAAGCUGACAUUGAGCAGACAUGUCAGGCCAUUUGUUGAUCUUUCCUUGAACUGUAACCUUCUGAAUUCAAUAGGCUGCCUAUAGAUGAUGCUUCGGGGAAGCAACUUGUGGCAGAGGCGAUUCAUACAGGGAAGAAAAAGGAAGCAAUGAUCCAGUGUUCAGUGGAAGCCUGCAGGAUACUGGAUGCGAGGGGUGUGCUGCGGCAAGAGGCAGGUAGGUGGACUAGCCAGAGGCUCUGGCCACGCAGAAUUCUUUUUGAAAAUAGUCUUAUUGACAAGAGCUUUGAAAGAAUUUAAAUCUGUAAAAUGUGGUGUAACCCUAAGCAUUUUUAUCUUAUUAACUUAUUAUACCUCUUACUAUCGUGCUUGUAUCUUGCUCACCUACAAGGAUUGCUGGCAUGCGCUGUUUGCAUUUUAUUUUCACAACUAUUGGAUGUGGUGGCUUCACAUCUUUGUGUCCAUUUGCAUGCUUGCUUGUUUUUUGAAAUGUGCAUUAGAUCACCUGUCACUAAAUCAGAAGUACAGGUGUGUAACUGGCUUCAAGCUUUUCCAGUUUUCUUCAUGUAUUUUUGUCUUCAUUCUUUCUUAGUAUCCCGAAAAAGAAAAGCAAAGAAUUGGGAAGAAGAAGACUUUUAUGAUAGUGAUGAUGACACAUUCCUUGAUCGGACAGGAGUUAUUGAACAGAAACGUCUGAGCAGAAUGAAGAAAGCAGGAAAGAUCGAUGAGAAGCCAGAAACCUUUGAUUCAUUGGUAGGAACAACUUCAGCCAGGGAUUCGUGGUAGUUAGUCAAAAUUUGUGCCUGCUGCUGACCCUGUCCCUCUAGGCCAAGAUACAGGGUAUUGACUGAUGUUACUGUUGAGUUUUGGAGGUUCACUGAGCAUCUUCAGGGUUCAGAACAACUGCAGGGGCAAGCUUCCCCCCUCCACCUCAAUUCUGAGCUGGUGGCAGGGAAGGUGGAGCUGAGAAAUCAGAGGGUCAUCUUGCUGUUUCUCUAAUAUCUCUUAAAUCCCAGUGGAAGGCCACCGAGAGUCCCUACCUGACUCUGGAGUAGAGAAGACCUCAUGCAGAGACUUGGAAGACAGCUUUUUGCUUUCUGGUUCUUUCCAAAGUCGGUGCAAAGUCUAAUAGAUUCCUCAGCAUUUUCCCAGGCUCAGGAGAAGGGAUGGUAGCCAACUCGACCACUGUUCACACAGAAUGACUUCCAUGAGCACAGUGGCAUUUGACCUCUCCCCUGCACUUACCUAAGAUCUGCUCCAAAGGAUAUGGGGAAUCCCCAAUGCAGAUUUGGAGGAGUGCGAGGGUAAGUCCCAUUGCACUUUCAGAAAUCGUCUGGUGUGUACAGUGAUUUAGUUGGAUAGAACCCAAAGUAUCUUGCCAGAAUUUUAAAAAUGCUGUCACCUGAAUUAUGCUCUCAUAAAUAAUCAUUGCUAAGAGUGCUGCUGCAGAGGAAUAAAAACCACUUUCCACUAUCAUGUUACUUGUCUGGUAUCAAAUUUCAGAGGGAUAGCCAUGUUGGCAUGUUCAUUUGUCCAGAAAGAAUCAUUUUUUGGUCUUCUAAACUGAAAUAAAACACAGAAGGAAAACACUUGAUUCAGUGUGGCAAAAAAACUUAAUAACGAGCCAGUGGCGAUUAUUUAAAAUGCUUUCAUACCACUGUAUAGCCAAAGAUUUCUAGGCAUUUUACGUAAGUUCUCUCUCUCUCUCUCUCUCUCUCUCUCUCUCACACACACACACACACACACCCCAAUUGCAGGUGGAAAAGUGACAGAUAAAAAGCGAAGUUAAAAGACUGAGUUAAAAUUUUCAAGAUAUUUUGAAUGCCUGGUUAAAUUUCUUUUAAAGGUUUUGCCUGACUUCCAUAAGACAAGAAAGUUGCAGCCGGGUCAACCUCCCUUGGGAGAGCAUUCCACAAUUGGGUUGUUGCUACACUUACUUGUAUUUCUAGGCUUUUCACUUUGCCAGCAUUUGGGAACCCAAAAGGUUGCUACAUUUUUAUUUUAAAGUUUUGUCAAGCUAUUACAGAUGCUCAUCACUUUUCAAUUGUCUCUCUCUGUAGAGUGUAAAAUUAGCCGCAACUGAAAGAGAGCUCUCUGAGAUAGCAGAGAAGCUGAAAUCUUCAAAGACAAGUAAGGCCACAUACUUUAUUCAAAUGUUGGGGUUGUCUGCGUGAGAAUAAGGCAUAAUUAAUUUGUAAUAUUAAGGGUAUUUUGUUUCUGUCUUCCACAAAUGAAAGACUAAGCCAAGUAUAACAUCAUGAUUAAAAUUAUUUAAAAUGCCUAAUACUUGCCUUUCUAAAGAAGCUGAUCAAGUUAAAACUCUCAAAUUCAGUUCUGUGGAAAGCAUGUUACAUUUAGUGGAAGGAAAACAAAUUUCAUUCUGGGAUAAGGAGUUUCAAUAUGGGCAAGUGAUAACACACUUUUGGCAUAACCUUCAACUUCCUUCUUGCAAGUCCUUUUCCGAUCAGCAGCCCUCGAGAUGUCCUUGAAAGUUAGUUAUACAUGCCUAGCAGUAUGCCAAAGGAACCAACUUUAUCAGGCCCUUCAUUUCUUUGUUUAAUACUAAGUCAAUUUUUGCACAGAUAAACCCUGCAUUUUCCCAAAUACAGUUACUUGAUUAAAGAAUUCAAGCACAUCUGUAGUCUUAAUUGUAUUCAUCUCAGAAAGUUGUAUUGGGCAUCUGUUCUGUGUCAGCUACUAAAAUUUUGGACCGCUACUACCCAUAACUAAAUUGGGAUGGCAUGAUUUUUUCUGUAUUUGUAUUUCCUUUAGCACAAUCGCAUUCAGCAGCGCAAGAUUCUUUGGACGAAUUCAUGACGGAAAUAAAAUCAGGAUGUGCUUUAGACAGUGUGACACGUAGAAAGCUUCAUUUGCGGACUUUUGAGCUGAGGAAAGAGCAGCAGCGAUUGAAAGGAUUGAUUAAGAUUGUUACACCGGCUUCAUUGCCGGAGCUGAAAUCCGAGUGAGUCUUCGUUUUAUGGAGUGGUAAUCAUUUUAUAUUUUCCUUGUUGAGCUAUAGUUCUCUGAUGACUACCCAAAUGUACAUGCAGAGGAGUAUGGAGAUGGUGGGAGGCAGGUUUUAGCACUGGAACUUCCCAAAGAACUGGUUUCCAAGUCUAUUUUGACGUACAACCCUGGUGAGCAUUAAUUGUGAUUAAUGGCAGUGCCAACACAUAACCCUCAGUCCCCAUGGAUAACGGCAGGGGAGAAAGGAAUUCUUGUUUGAGAAGGGAGCCUGCAAUUCUGUUAUCUGUCCCUGAUGGGCUUCAUUGUCUCUGCACGAGCCCAAGGCCACACCUUGAGGUUUGCAAUGAGAAAGAACUUUUUAAUGUGGAAUCUCCACAUGAGAGAGAGAAAGUGCACACAGCAAUAGUUCUAGUGCUGGUCCUUCAGAAUUUGAUACUAAAGCUGUGUGUGUUUUACUUAUUCUCUUCCCCUCCCUCCCCAAAUGUUCUGUAGGCUUGGGAGUCAAGAUUCGGAAACUCAGAACAAACCCAAAAAGCUGACUUUACCCAUGUUUGGUGCCAUGAAAGGAGGAAGCAAAUUCAGACUGAAAACUGGUACUGUGGGGGUAAGUAACGAAAGCAAAAGCUAUGGGUUGUAUCAAAACGUGUCAUUCAGCUGACAGUAAGGCUUCUUAGCAGAACGGGAAGGGAAGCCAUUUUGACCAUGUCCCAUCUCCCCUGCUGCCCCCCAACAUUUUGGAGUGUUGAGAGCAGGGGAGGGGGUCAGGGGAAAUGGGAAAUAGCUGGAUAUUGCUUCCCUCCCCAUUUUGCUGAUUUAAUUUAUUUAUUUUGUCUAAUCAAAGCCAUUGCAAAAGAUAGGCUCUAUGUAGAAGUUGGAUCCAUUAGGAUGGGCAUUCAAAGAUAGUUGGAUCACAUCACUUCUGUGGGCACUAGGAGGAACUAUUGUAGAAACAGUUCAGCUUUGGGCUUACUUAGUGAGCCUGUUUAUGUUUCUACAAAUCUCAGUAAGUACUUAAUAACUGCUGUUCAAAGGCAUAUUGCCUCAUAGCAUGGCAUAUUCUGUUCCAUAUAUCAGUGGCAGAUGAUAUAACAACUACAUUCAUGGCAAUUUUUGUUUGCCCCAAAGAAGUUGCCUGUCAAGCGUCCAGAUAUACCUGUAAACCUAUUAAAGAUGAAAGAUGAGGGGCCAGAAGAGGAGGAAGAGGAGGAGGAGGAGGAGGAAGAAGAAAUGAAAGCUGUAAAUCAAGGAACACAAAACCCAAUGACGCAGAUGCCAGCACAAGAAACAGUUAGACAGCAUAAACGGCCUACCAGUUCUUAUGAUUGCAGCAACAAGGAAAUGGAAUUUGUUCAUAGAGGUUAGUCUAGUUCUGUUCCCCUUCAUUUUGAGGCUCUUAAAAGCAGUAGCGGGGACUGUUGGAAUGCUUGAUAUGUACCAUAUUUUUCGCUCUAUAAGAUGCACCAGACCAUAAGACGCACCUAGUUUUUGGAGGAGGAAAACAAGAAAAAAAUAUUCUGAAUCUCAGAAGCCAGAACAAGAGGGAUCGCUGCACAGCGAAAGCAGCGAUCCCUCUUGCUGUUCUGGCUUCUGGGAUAGCUUGCAUUCGCUCCAUAAGAUGCACACACAUUUCCCCUUACUUUUUAGGAGGGAAAAAGUGAGUCUUAUAGAGCAAAAAAUACGGUACUCCUGCCAACAACAGUUAGGUUCAGCUAUGUUCAUUUCCUUAAGUGCCUCUGAAAACCCUGCCCUGAAUUCUUUUGAAGAAGUAUGGACGUCAAGAGCUUAGUACAGAAGUGCACAUUGAUGGGGUAAAUUUCUUCCUUUGGGCUAAAUGGUCUUAAGGCCUUGGGAUAAAUUGUUCUAGAGAACCUGUGGGACACUCCUGUGGAGAGAGGAGUGUUGGGUGCAAGUCUUUCAGACCAGCUCCCUUCCUCCUCAGCUGGCCAGGAGCUAGCAUUUGUAUGCUAACCACUGCUGUUGGGACUGUCCCCUGUGACUUGCAUCUAGUGCACAUAUCUGUGCGGCUGGUUGCAAAAAUGGCUGCCCCCAUCGCAACAUUUCAGACCAUUUCAGAGGUCUCUAGUGAUGAUAGAAACCAUAGGCUGCUCUAAUCAAUCUCUCAAACAGUUCAAGUUGCUAAUGGUAUGUGUUGGCCAGGCUUCCUCAACCUCGGCCCUCCAGAUGUUUUGAGACUACAAUUCCCAUCAUCCCUGACCACUGCUCCUGCUAGCAAGGGAUCAUGGGAGUUGUAGGCCAAAAACAUCUGGAGGGCCGAGGUUGAUGAAGCCUGGUGUAGGCUAUGAAGAACUCAGAUUAGCAUAUUAGCAGCAUUACUAUUUUAUAAGUGUUAGGUUCAUUUUUAAUAGGGAUAUUUUCCUUGCAAGGGUCUCUUUUUAAAUUCAAAGUACCAAAUUUCACAGGCAUCUCCAAAGACCAGUGAAGCAACAGGAAUAAUUAUUGCAUAAAUUUCAAGGUAAAUUUUCUUAGGUAAUGGGGAUUUUAGGUUCAGUCUAGUGGGCACAGCACCUUCACACACCAAAAUAUAGUUAUGAGGCUUUACAGAGCCCUUACGUUCCCGCCUUAAUCCCUCACCCUUUGGGGAAUGCACAGAUCCUGCAUUAGUUGAUUUUGGGAGAAAGGAUGAGAAACAUGGACAGAUCUUCCAUUUUGCUUAAUGGCCUGAUACAGUGCCUGUGCUCAGAAGGUAGCAGGGUUGCUGUGGGUACUGUGUUUUUACUUGACUGGCUCAGACCUUCUGUGUUUGUGUGUAGCACAGUGUACCUGCUUUGAUAGCUCAAAGCAAGUGAAGUAGCAGGACUCUAUUUCUGAUCCUCUGGCAUUUUGCAGCCUCGUUGCUGUGUAAGCCUGCUUUUAGAUAGAUAGAUAGAUAUGAAAACUAAUUUCAUUGGAUAAAAGCUAUUAUAGUAUAGCAUUGAUCAGCUUUUUAAAAGAAAUAAAGGCAGUUUAAUUGUAAGCUGUCAGAAUUUGUUAACAUUUAAUCUGUGUUCAUUAAAGAAUCUGGUUGGCUAAGUCUGUGGGGUUCCAUUUUUCUUUUACAGGAGCUCAGCCACAAUCGGAGCCUUUGAGCAAAGAUACAGUGGCGCCGGAGUGCAGCUCCCCACUGAAUAAAUCACAGAAGAAGCCACAAGGUGAGCCAGGUGAGUACGAGAGAAAAAUGGAUGACAGCACUGGUAGAUACAAUCAUAUUCUGUUGGUUUGUACAGUUGGAGUGAGAAAAUAUAUUUUAAUACUUGGAACAUCUUGCAAUAUAAGAUAGCAGUUCCUUCAGCUUGUUUUCUGAACAUCUAAUCUGUUGUAACAAAUAAAACCACAAUGCUUAAAUAAAAUAAUAAUCCUGAUGAGAUACUUUCUUUUUGGCAAAAUGCAUAAAGAAAUUAUUUAAAUGAUCACUGUGUGAAGUUUCCUAGUGUGUUAAAAAAAGUUGAGAAAAGGGUUUUUUUUAAUAGUAAUCAUAUUUUUAAAGGAUGAAUACUUUUCAUUCAAAAACAAGUAACAACAAAAUUUAGAAGGAUUAAAAUGUAUUAAAUUUAAAUAAGUAGGAUGGAUUUGUUAAAAUUUGGAAAACUAAUAAAAAUUAAUAUAUUUUAAAAGAUUAGAAGGAGAAUGGAGGAACAGCGCAUUUGGAAUGUCUCCUUUGUAGUGCUAGGCACAUAACUAAAAUAUUCAAGAUUUUCUGGAGAAAGGGGGGAAAUAGCAAGCAAUACUUGGUUUAAUAUAGCACUGCUACAGGUAUCAAAAUUGCUAACCUUUACUUUGUGAGAUACACCCCAAAGGCAGUUUUGCUGUCCUGGCUCUGGCUUGUGUGCAUUUUGUUGGUGGGGCCUAAGGAGCUGCGGUGCUUAAUUUUAACAGCUCCCUGGCCAUUUAUUUUUUUUUAACAUAGGGGAUUUAUUUGUCUGAAAUUUGUUUUGAAUAAUUUCUCUAAAUAGAGUUGGCAGCAUUAAUAUAGUUUUUCUUAUUUUUUUCCUAGCACCUGAGACAUCUGCAGGAAAGUCCAAGAAUAAGAAAACGAACAUUGCAAAUACGGUGAGUUGGAGGAACUAAAGCAUAUAAAUAUGAUGAAGUGCACUGUAACAUACUGCAUUCCCUACCUGGUGCAUUCACAGAAUUGCUUGAUGCCGGCAUUUAUGGGAGAUGGUGUCCAUAAGAGGAUAAGGAAAAGAUAAGACAGUGCUAGUGCUGUGUUCUCUGGCACCCGUGCAGUCCUCCUGACUUGGCAGAAGGAAUUGCUGUCUUCUUGUGCACGGUGUCUGGUCCUUGUGUGGCAUAAGUAUUCAGGCUGCUAGUAGUGGGGUGGGACACUGUUGCCUUCUUGUGCUAUUGCUGGACGGGGGGGGGGGGGCGGGUCAACCGCCAAGUCAAAUGCAGCUUGGAGGACCGUUCUCUAUUCUCACUGGCCAUGUGCAGCAGCGGUUCAGUUCGUUGGUGAGGCCGUGAUCGUAUAGUGGUUAGUACUCUGCGUUGUGUCUCAUGUCAGGCUGAUAGAUACUGUUCUAGUACAGGGACAUCCAGCUGCAAUCUCCCAGAAUAAAAAGCUGACAGUGAUCUACCCUUUUUGGGGAGGGGGAAUAAAUUUGUUGACCUUUUUUAUUUAGGGGGGCAAGUCAGAGUUGUUGACUUUUGGGGGGGCAGGUCGAAAUUGUUUAGCUUUUUGGGGGGAGGCACAUCAAAAAGUCUCUCACCAGAAGCUUUUGCGAUCGUGUGAGAAUGGAGGAGGAGGCGGGGCCAGAUGUUCUCUUCCCCCCACACGAAGGAAAUAGAGCCCGCAUUCAACCGCUAGCUGCUGGAGAUCGACCAGUCAGUCGCAGUCAACCGGUUGGACAUCCCUGUGCUAGUAUUACUGCUAGAUAAGACACAGUUGUGAAAAGAUAUAGCUGCUGAUUAUUUUGGAAUGGUAGCACAACUCAAGUUGCAGGAAGCUACGCCACUUAAUUAUAAUGCAAAUAAUUUUGAGUUUUCUUAAUACUAACCUGGCAGUGCUUUAACAUUCUCAUCUAAUAGAAAUCAUUGGCAGGGCAUUGCCGCCAACAAAACUAUAUGCAGCCGGGCAACAACUGUUGUAGGGGGAGCAGGCUUGUCAAUCCCAAUUUGCAAGGCUGCAAUAAUGCUUUUUUUCUAGCAGCUUAUACCUUCCAGUACUUUGUGCCAACAGUAUUGUUCUGUUUUAUUGUAAGUAACAUUAGAUUCUCCACUAUAGCAUCAAGUAUAACCAUAUAAUGUUUGUGUUUAUUAAACUCUUGUUUGUCUUUUGUCACAAACUAUCCUCUUUAGAAAGUCUAAGAAAACCCUGUUUGCAUAAAGAAAGUGGGGAAAAUGGUUUCAAACUUAACACGUCAUUGUUUGGCCCAAAUAGCCCUUCAAAGCAAAUCUGUCUAAAGCAAUUUGAAAUCAUGUUCUCAAGAUAUUCACACUAAGAUAUUUCCCCAAGUUUAAUAAUAAUAAUUAAUUAAUAAUUUAUUAUUUAUACCCUACCCAUCUAGCUGGGUGUCCCCAGCCACUCUGGGCAAAAUAUUAAAAUACAUUAAUUCAUCAAAUAUUAAAAGCUAAUUUAUUAUUCAAACAAGUGCUAGUAGAACCUUUUUAAAGGGGUGCAUGAAGUUGUGCAGCCAAAAGAGGGAAGGGAAAUGUUAGAAUUACAAAGCAUCUUUUUGUAAUCUAUUCUGCAGUCUCAGCGCACUCUGUCCUCAGAAUAUCCAGAAGAUGACCCAGACUACUGUGUGUGGAUGCCACCUGAAGGUAAUUUAUAAUUUUCGAAAAUCAUAUUUGACCUGAUCUAUUUGAAGACAGUUCAAAAUAGGGGACUUGGGUUGCUGAGAAACGGAAGAGGGUGCAUGAAGCUGUGCAGCUGAGCAGAAGGCAGCAUAGAGACAGCCACUUGAAAUGUCUUGUGUAUGGAGUAGUCUAAAUAAUUUUGCACCACAGAGUCUCUAAAUCUGCUCACCUUUGUCUUGCUGAAGUAUGGGGCAAGCAGGACAACAUCAGGACUAGUCCUGUACACUGAUACUACAGUUUCUUUGCUAUCCUAUGUAAUGAGGGUGUGGAAGAGCAAGCACAAGCAAAUAAAGGAUCUAAGCUUGCUCUGUCUGAAGGAAGACUGACAUUGGACCUUAGUUCUGCAGAUCCCAGAACAUUUCCAACUACGUUAUUGCUGUUUCUCCCUGCCUGCCUGCCUUCCUACCAUCCUACUCAGGUCAUGCUUUUGCCCUUGGCCCAGCUUAGCCAGAGAUAAAGGCAGCAGCGGUGGCACCUGAGGUUUAGGGAGGACACAAGCAUACAAAGGUAUCCAGUGCACAGACAGGGUACCCUGUGCAAAUAUGUGCUGCAAAGUUCUAUCCCUAAGUCAUGCUGAUGUACCUGCUGGUGGUAGAUGUUCCUCAGGCAUAGAACGUCCUCCAUCACAGCUUGAAGUACUGCUUUGGGGAAAACGGGGCAGGCGGGUGUGGAGGACCGCAUAGUCCUGAAUGUGGUAACUGUGCCCCUGGGAGUCAUUUUGGACUCACAGCUGUCCAUAGAGUCAGGUUAAUUCUGUGUCCUGGGCGGCUGUCUACCAGCUCCAUCUGUUAUGCAGGCUGGGACCUUACCUGCCUGCAGACUGUCUCGCCAGAGUGGUGCAUGCUCUAGUUAUCUCCUGCUCUACGUGGGGCUACCUGUGAAGGUGACCCAGAAACUACAAUUAAUCCAGAAUGCAGCAGCUAGACUGGUGACUGGGAGUGGCCACCGAGACCAUAUAACAGCAGUCCUGAAAGACCUACAUUGGCUCCCGGUACGUUUCCGAGCACAAUUCAAAGUGUUGGUGCUGACCUUUAAAGCCCUAAAUGGCCUCGGGCCAGUAUACCUGAAGGAGUGUCUCCACCUCCAUCAUUCAGCCCGGACGCUGAGGUCCAGCGCCGAGGGCCUUCUGACAGUUCCCUCACUGCGAGAAGUGAGGUUACAGGGAACCAGGCAGAGGGCCUUCUCGGUUGUGGCGCCCACCCUGUGGAACGCCCGCCCAUCAGAUGUCAAGGAAAUAAACAACUAUCUUACUUUUAGAAGACACCUGAAGGCAGCUUUGUUUAGGGAAGUUUUUAAUGUUGAUGUUUUGUUGCUUUUUUAUUCUGUUGGAAGCUGCCUAGAGUGGCUGGGGAAACCCAGCCAAAUGGGCAGGGUAAUAAUAAUAAUAAUAAUAAUAAUAAUAAUAAUAAUAAUAAGUGCUUAGAAUGACUUAAGGGUUCAGGUAGAAAGGUAGGGGAGUUUGUAUGUUCCAAGGUCUCCAACUGGAAUGCAUAGUUAUCAAGAAUGCUCAUCCAUCAAUUGAAGUAAACAAAUGCAACUUAGAAUUUUCUUGCCCCAGAUACCCUUGUUUGAUACACUACCUACAUAUAAUGUAGAGAUUACUUAGGUGUACUUAAAAGUAGCAGUGCUGCUGAAUUCCUCUGAUUAGUCUUGUAUUGUGAGCAGCCUCCAUUCGAAGAGUUAUUUUUUGAAAUUUCUGCCUUUUGUAGAACAAGAUUAAAAGCCAGCUUUAUGAACACACUAUAAGCCCAAAUAUUUUUGCAUCCCUUGCAGUUCCUUACCUGCUUCCCACAGGUCCAGCCAACCAUUUCACUCCCUUUUUUGGCUUUGGAAAUGUCCUUUUGCUUCUCACAUACUUGCUCCGUAUCCCCAUGAAUAUUCCUACACCUUUAGUUACUUCCAACCUCUGCAGAAUAUUGUAAAUAAACAAAAUAAAAAACAGAAUAAAAAAAACAAAAACAAACCAUCUACCAUUAGUGGAGGUCACACCUGGAUGAUGUCUAAUUUAAUUCCCCAUCUCCCUCUCCUUGAAAUGGACAUUGACCUGUUGCAUAGCCAAAAUAUUGCACCUCUACUGAACCCCAUGUCAGGAAAGUUUUACACUGCUUGUGAUUAACUUAACACGCUGCCAAGUAUGUAGGGUCUAGGUGACUGUGACUUGUCGACUAUUUCUGUUUCUCUGUAUAUUGUUUUCACUCCUGGGCACAAGAGAGUUUUUUGAAAAGGGAAAAAGAAACACUUUAAUCUUCCUCUUUUGAUGCAGGUCAAAGUGGUGAUGGUAGAACUCAUCUGAAUGCAAAAUACGGCUAUUAAACUUCAGGUGUUGGCUUUGAGAAGUGAAGGACUAUAGUACCGCAAUCACUACAGAGUAGAAGACUCCAUUUACAUGGCAAGCAACAAAAUUGCUCAUUGUGUUUAAAUUCCUUUUAACGAUUCCUGAGCCUUGCCACACAUGCUUCUUCCCCCACUAAACGUGAAUUUGUGUAUAUUGUGCAUCAAAGUGUGUGUAUAUAGUAGUGAAAACUAUGUAUUUACAAAGCAAACUUAUCUAUAACAAGGCUGGCUUUUUACAAUAAAAACUAAGAAUCCAAGUGCUUUUCUUUCCAUUGCAAGUAUUGGGGUGGGAAGAAAGAAAUCAUACACUGGAGAGAUCUAGGCUCAAACUUCUGUUUAGCCAAGAAAUUCACUAUAGGGCUGCUUUAUUCAUUAUGGGUUUCCUAUGCAGAAGGCAGUCAAGUGACGCUCAUUUUGUUGUGUAUGGCAAUCCUGCAUAUGUGUAUUUUGUUACAUGUACAUAGCUGAUUUUAGGAGGGUUUCUCCCUAUUUAUUCCAACAUAGACCUCUGCUCCACUUCCAGAUUCCCUCAAAAAUACAAUUGCAAACAGUAGCCUCCAGAUGGAGCUGCUCAAAGCCAAGCUAUGUUUAGUUUUAUUCUCCCUUUUAUAACUUUGGUGCUGGGUUUCUGUGAAGGUUCUCCCUUUCGCCUCUCAUCACCAAGUGAAAUGCGAACACAUUCAUAUAAUAUAACUUUAUUAUAUUCACAACCUGAAAGGAAGAAAUGCCUUCAUCAUUAGAAGUUUAGACAAUUUCAAUCCUACUGUUUACCAUUUAUAAAAUGCUCUUUCUUGUUCAUAAGUAUAUAAUUUUUGUAUAGUCCACUUUACAUACAUGUGCACCUAUGUUCUUUUUAACUUCUAGUUGCCUAGGAAAUGCACUCUUUUUUGUUGAGCUCUUGCGUUUCCCCUAGGGGUAGAGCAGCAAAGACUAUGUCUUAGGUUAUGUAAGUUGAGAGUGUGUGGCUCAGAAAGAGUAUAUGCCUUUCUGUAUAAUGUAUAAUGUCACAGCUUCAAUCUUCAGCACAUCUAGUAAAAUAAUAAUAUUGAUAACCUGGGUGUAGGAGGGAUGAGGAAGAUAUCUGUAUGUUUAGGGGUACUGUCAUUUUCCUACUCAUAUUGAAAUACUGCCCCUCAAUGAGGCCAAACUUAGAUUCACAAAAUGUUUAGGGGUAUGCGUACCCCCAGAAAAAAAGCAUUGUGUGACAUAUGAGUGACUGUGAAAGAUGCCUUAUCAGUUCUUAAAGGUAUAAUCUUGGUACUGUUAGCAUUUGGAACUGAGCUGAAGGGAGUUUUCACAAAUACAUAUUUGUCCAUCCCCAACUAACCAGUCCAAAGCAGUUAAGAUUUACAAGAUCACUUGCAUAGUUCAUAGUAACAUGCUUCAACCACCUUAAAUGGUAAAUACAUAUCACAUGACCUUGACCAACCCAUAUAUUGGCAGCAGUGCACCUGAAUUUCGCACAAUAUUGGGAAUUCCAUGUGGUCAGAAAUCUUAAGUUAAAAGAACAUUCAAAAUACGUUGCUUUAGCUUUCCCUCCCCAGUUAAAGCACGGUACGAACAUGGCUCACAGAAGAUACUCUAGCACUGGUUUAGCGGAUUAGACACCCAUAGUAUUGAAGCAGUUACAAUGUGCAGGUGUGAUUUGGUGAGGGGAAACUGGCUUCAGGUGAAGCAUGUCCUCUCGGCCCAAUUCUUUAAGUUAGAAGUGAGACAAUUGCAGCAAUCCAGACAUUGGGCUCCAACUCCCAUCUGACCCAGCCAGCAUGACCAAUUGCCAGUCUGGACAGGAGUUGUAGUUCAUCAUUUGGAAGGCCAAAGAUUCCCCGCUUCUGCACUAAGUGAAUAUCAGACACUGUCUUUUCGGUGCCUACUGAAGACCCUGUCCUUUCAAUAAACCUUGUAAGUUGAGAUCUUUGCCUGCCUUUGUCUGUAUUGGAAUUGUUCUUGAGAAGUUUGAUUACUUCUUGUGUGCUGCCCUGGACUCAUUUGGGAGGAAGGGUGGGAUGCAAAUGUAAUGACUAAACAACACAUCCCUUUCCUGGGUGGACUAGCAUUCUGUUAUGCUCCUGCUUCUCUUACACAACAGGGGCUGCCAGAUAUCUUUGUCUUUCUGCCUUCUUUGAGCUCUGCUUCAGCUAACUCGCCCACUUCCAGGCCACAAUUGUAGCCGGAAGCUGUGUAACGAGAGCACAGAGUUAAAUGAAAAGGAGACGGAGCUCCUGGUCGCCUAUAGCUCAACUCUGCACAAUAUUACUCAGCAACCUCAUCCAUCAGGAAGGAAAUGGAAGCCACCUGGAGCCCCACACUAAAGGAGGAGGAGGAGAAAAAGUUAGUGGCUGAACAUUAACAUGGGUUAAGAGGACCAGGACCGAGAUUAAUCCAGACAGCAGUGUCCCGGGGUCAAAUAAUACCCACUGAUCAUUCCAGACUUUGUUUACUUAAAUAUUUAUAAAAUACUAUCCCAUACCAAAGAUGAUAGAUUAGAACUGUGC